This is a messenger RNA of Helobdella robusta, 1827 nucleotides long. RefSeq lists its product as hypothetical. The coding region runs from base 214 to 1548 and encodes 444 amino acids. NCBI's taxonomy places the organism in Eukaryota, Metazoa, Annelida, Clitellata, Rhynchobdellida, Glossiphoniidae. The transcript has a single exon. The record is from RefSeq and is a predicted model, not a curated record.
UCGCUUCCACAGAAAUAUGCUUGCGGUUUGCCUCGUUUUUUUAAUUUUAAAAUGUAUUAAUUUGGAUAUUUCGUUAUUUUAACUUUUGAAUUAUUAAAUUAUUGAAUAGUGUGGGGUUUUAUAAGCCUUUGUAAACAUUGCCCUUCUUUGCAAAGAGUUAUUUUCGUUGAUUCGAACGUUGAAUUCACUACUGACUGAUAGACGCAAUAAAUUAUGGAUAUCGAUAACAUGAUCAUUAAAACAUUCAGUGACAAUCAAGGUAUUUAUUAUCCAAUUGUGUGUCAGAGGGAGGCGAAAAAUUUUGUCAAAUUGAUGAUAAAAAAUGGGAUAAGUAAUUUAACGAUGAGUGAAGAGAUUGGUGAACCUGAGGUAACAUUCACUUCAUGGAAGAACGGACUGAACAAAUCAAGCGUCGGUAGAAAGGUAAUAAAACGAAUAAACAAACCUUUAGAAAAAUAUCUUUGGACGGAUAGCGAACUGAAUGAGUUGGAAAAUGAACUGAAAAUUGAAAUUGAAAAAAUAAAACGUACAAAAGCAAAAAAGACAAGAAUUCAACUAAAAAUUGAACUUGGCAGAUCGCCUACGAGCAAAACUCCAAUUGAAAAAUCGGCUCUCAGAGAAAGACGUUUAAGUUCAAAGAACAAAAAUCAAAACGCUCAUUAUUACAUGAGUUUCGAUGAGUCGAAGAGAACAUUCAACCAGUUGUGUCAAAGUCAAACGAACGUCAAAAACAUUUCGUCCAGAAGCGAUUUCGAUAAGAAAACAGAAAGUUUAUCGUUAAGACUGUGUCAGAGAGGUAUUUCCUGGUCUGGACCUGAAAGUGAAAACGCGAGAAGUAAUGCUGAAAGUAAUUCAGAAAUCUUUGAAAAUUUUAAAACUAUAAAACUAAGAAAAGUCGGCCGACCCGAUCUUUAUGAGAGCAGCAACGAUAACAACAACAACAGCGAUACAAAUGUUAACAGUAAUAACGAUAAUGAUAGCAACAGUAAUAAUAAAGCUGACAACAGUAACAACUGCAAUGACACUAACAACCAAAAGUCAGACAAAUAUGGUGAAGGUGACAUAAUUUCAGAGACCGAUGAAACGAUGGAGAACACUGCAACAGACGUGGAAAAUUCAAUAGCGAACGAACCAGCAAACGACGCAUCAUCACCGAAUUACGAGAACGACGAUUGCACAACUCCAAAAGAGUUGGAACGACAAAGCAGUAGCGACGAGAGAGCCGACAAUCCGACAUGCAACGAAUAUUUGUACGUCUUCACUGAUAGCAACAGCUGCAACAACUCUCCCAUCAGAUAUCACAGGUUUAAAAUCGGCCUGACCAAUUGCCCUUAUGACGAACUACAGAAGGCUUCUGAAUUCAACCUCGACAUUAAACUGGUUUCGGCGACAGCCGUCAAAAACUCCGGCGGCGUGUUUGAAAAAAUUCAAAGUGAGUUGUUGGACUGCUUAAUGAAGGGUAAGGACGGUUGGUACUGUUGCUCGCUUGAUAAAGUUCUGCAAGUGACUGGUGAAGCCAUAACAUGGUCAUCUUCAUCAACGUCCUAAUCAAAUCAAACUGCUGCUGUGCUGCUGAACAUAACUGGAUAUUUGCAUUGAUGUCACUACGUUGUUCUUGUUGUUUUUACGUUUAUAUAGAUUUAGAUCUCAACUUUUCAUUGAACCUUCAUUGAUUUUACAUUUUACAAUGCACGAGAAUAGUUUUCAAAUCGUCGUUGAUUUAAAUUUUUACGAUGUUUCAAAACAUGUGUUGUUUGUUGCGUUAUGUUUUUCAUGGGUAAUUUGUGUUAUUUUCUGUAUUUGUUGUAAUAAAAAUUGAUUUAUUAA